Mercenaria mercenaria is the source of this 1214-nucleotide messenger RNA. RefSeq lists its product as uncharacterized. The record is from RefSeq and is a predicted model, not a curated record. Lineage: Eukaryota; Metazoa; Mollusca; Bivalvia; Venerida; Veneridae. The transcript has 7 exons. The coding region runs from base 56 to 934 and encodes 292 amino acids.
GUAAGAUCCUACAUCGUUUACUGGUAUUUGAGGUGGACAGAAAAGUAGACAGAAAAUGAGGCUCACAGUGUUUAUCCUGUUGGUCAUGUUUUCAUGCUGCCUUGGUCACAGAGGAAGGAGUCAUGUCAGAAACCGGAAUAGCAGCAAGUACUACAAGCCUAUAAGACCGACGGUUUUUCCCUUUCCUUUUACAAGUACAAUGAAGCCGUCGACGACGACGACGAGGAGGCCGCGACCAAUCAGUCCGAUCAGUCCCCGAGAUGAUAUAUGGGCCGAAUUGAUUGGUGUUAGAAUACCACCAAAGGAGUGUGUCAUAUCCUUUGACGAGUUCGUAAUGCACGUUGUUGACAUGGACUAUGUGUCUCCCUACGCUAUUGACAACGACUAUCCUGUCAAUCCCGAGAUAUCGUUCAAGUGGUCUCCCCGAUGGACGCUUGAAAACAACAAUGGUGUCCGAAGACGCGGAAGUUAUUGGAAUGAUAUUACAGAAAAGUGUGCGUUCCUUGACUUUGUGUUUCAACGAGUUGAUGAAACAAAAGCAAUUUUUGGCUCAGAAGGCGCCACCGACGUGUUUGUUACAGCCGAAAGGAAAGACUAUAUGGUGAGUUUAGACCCGAAGAAGUACGUUAUCCAAUACAUUUGCUAUAGUCAAGUGGAGCGGAACAGGUGUAAGGACGCUGAGCUUUUGGUUGUAAUCAAGGAACAGAGACCAAACCCACCGGACAAUAAUGGUAAAGUGACUGGCGAAAUUUGUAUGGACGACAUAGACUGGCCCCUGAUUGAAUAUACCUUCAGAAACUGUUUGGGACAGCAGUUUGUAGACCAUACAGAACCACAAAUCAUGUGGCUUUGGGAGAAUGAUGGCAAACCAACUGAGGAUUGCGCAAAGCCAGGAACAGAUGCUUUUCGGAGGAAUUUUGAAAAUCAAAAGUAGAUUAUCACGGAAAAUUAGCUGACACAUCGGCUCUCGUUCCAGUAUUUGGCUACCCAUGCUAUUUUACAUGUUGAUUUCCUUGCGAUUCGCAUUAUUUACUUCAGAAUUAUUUCUGUGGAGAUCUCGGAAGAGAAUCUUUAUCUUUCCAACAAUCGAUUGUUGAUUAUUUCUGUUCUGUUUUAAGAUUUGAAUGUCGUUUCAGACAAUCGAUGUUUUUCAGUGUUUCAUGGUAUGACAUUAAAGGAAAUAAAUUAUAGUCGAUGUCUAUAAUUUUAGUUUU